This is a messenger RNA of Girardinichthys multiradiatus, 4325 nucleotides long. It is a transcript of the gene r3hdm4, whose product is annotated as R3H domain containing 4. Gene Ontology annotation, molecular function: nucleic acid binding. The coding region runs from base 214 to 981 and encodes 255 amino acids. Lineage: Eukaryota; Metazoa; Chordata; Actinopteri; Cyprinodontiformes; Goodeidae. The record is from RefSeq and is a predicted model, not a curated record. The transcript is spliced from 8 exons.
CACUGUAUUAAUAUCUGUACACGGAGAUGAAAUUAGCGCUGCGCUCUCGGCCGCUUGUGAUUAAACACCGCUUUGCCUUUGCUCUGUCAGCCUCACUGCUAGACGCUAGCAUUCACUCUCGCUGCUUUAAUUUGUAUUUGUCAAUCUUCUGUCCCUUUUGUCCUGUAAAUAUACUGUCGACCUGGUCGUUCCGUUUCAAUAUACUUGAAUAAAAUGGUCGUUUUGACAAAUGAUGAAGAACAGGAUUACAUCCUGAUAGAAGAACGCAAAUGCGUUUCACUGCCCUGUUCACCUGCUAAGCGAGUGUCUCCUGCCAAAAAGAAGCAGUUUUACAUCAAUCAAGCCAUUCGCAACUCUGACCUCACUCCACGUGCCAAAGGCAAGAAAAGCCUUCGCCGACAGGAGAACACACGCUUUCUUGCCAAUCUUCUUGAGAAGGAUGAAUGCUCCAAAGACGAUCUGGAGGUUUGCAGCAACCCAGCAAUCCCGUCCAUCUUCACUGAAGCCUGCACCAAUGGAAACUAUAUUGAGCCAUGGAAUGACUUCAUGAAUUGCUCUGGUGAGGAGCAGGACAGGCUGCUUUCUCUACUGGAACAUGAGGGGGCCAAGAGGAAAAAUGCCAAUCAGCUUCUCAAGGACCACAAGAAUGUAUAUCCUGCCUUUACUGCUCAGGAGUGCUUCCACAGAAUCGAUCGCAGGCUUCGAGCGACUCUGAGACGGAAGCAAAUACCCAUGGGAACGCUGGAAGUCAUUGAGGAAAACCUUCUGAGUUUCUUCAGCGCUGAUCCUCAGUCAGUUUACACAACUAUCCUCAGCAGCAGUUUUGAGAGACUACUUCUUCAUGCCAUCUGCCAGUAUAUGGACCUUGUCUCUGCAAGCAUCGACUACAACGGCUCGCGUCAGACGGAAGUGGUGAACAAACAAGAGGAGUUUCUUCCUCCUGGACUUCUGCUGUCUGCCUACCUGGAGCAGAUGAGCUGAGACUGGAGCCACGCCUCUUUCCCUCCUGUUCUUCUGCAAACACAAGCUCUGUCAAAUGUAAAUAGGAUGUGCGGUUAAUUGUCCAUUAAUUCUAUCCACAAAAAAGUAACAAUAAGUAUAACUGUAGGGAUGGUAUGUUACAGGUGAGCUGCAGCUUAAACAUCCAACUACACCUUCACCUUACAUAUCUAGAGGUUUUAAUCCAUCCUGCAGACCAAUUUCUCACCUGUUGCUAGCUAGUCUGAAGCAAACCCCUCAAAACAUUUUUUUUAAUGUUAUCAGUCUUGAGAAAUACAGUUCAGAGUAACAGAUAAUGGUGUUUGCAAUCACUAGUGAUUACAAAAUAGUUGUAAACACUGUUUUGAUUAAUGCCACCACUUGAGGACAUUUCUUAAUUAGAAUUUAGCUGGACAUGGACAGUAAAAGCAGCUUUUUGUCAUGCACGUUUUGUACUGUGUGAGCACUAACUAGAAAUAUACAGUGAGCUCAUGUUCUUUAAAUGCUGAUUUAUACUUCACAUACAUGUUAAGAGUUAAAAGAGAAGAAUAAAUAUGGACCAAAAACAUGUUUUGCUCUAAGCUACAAAGCCUAGGUUACUGUCAUGUUCCAAAUCCCAACGGUUACAAAAGUUAUUUGUUCCGAUCGGCCUGUUUUACUUUGGUGAGGCUAAAGUAUACGGAGGCCUCAGUCUUCCAUGCAGCCGUCUCGGGUUCGAGUUCCCACCCUGGAGACCUAUGUUGCAAGUGUCCCCUUUCUCCCCAUCCGACUUCCUGUCUGCCAACCUUGGGGAAUUAACAAACAAUAUAAGCCACUAGUGGAGCAAAAACCAAAGCUAUUUUUCCCACUUUCAUUGUGGCAUUAAUCCUGCACAACUCUAUACAGGAUAAAUGUCUGUAUUAGAAGAAAACACAAAAAAGCUGCAAUAACCUGGUUGCAUGAAUUUGAGCACACCCUUAAAAUAAUACUUUGUUUAAAAAAAAAAAUCUAUUGACUUAGUUUGGGUGUUCAUUCCUCUCAAGUACGAACUGAUCCAGAAGUAAAAUGUUUUUUGGUGAAGCUGUUAUUUUGUUUAUUCAGAUGUGUAAAUGUGGUUUGGUUCCCAACAGACACCUUAAGGUUUCGGGUCAUCAAUCAAUAAAAGCCCCAGUUUUAUCUAAGGAAAUGUGACCCCAGGUCCAGAACACCACCUUCAUGACUAGUUUCCACCUUUCCAUUGAUUAUGGAAAAAUGCCCAGUUCUGAUAAUCUUGCUGUUAUCCAGCAUUUCCUCCACUUAUUGAAGACUUUUCGCUGUGCCAUAGUAAGUGUAUUUAUAAUGAUGUGGACACCUGCCCCUUUGUUUUGCUCUGCAAACUGGCUUUAGUUGAAGGAUGCCAAUGGGUUUGGGGUACUGAACUUAAUUCAAGUUCAUCAGAUUCACUAUAAUUGAUGUUAUUUGUGCACUCAGGAAGAUAAAAUGUUAAAAAUUAGAUCCAAAAGUGCAUAAAAUUGUUCAAGGGUUGUGCAAACUCAUGCAACUUCUGUUUUACAUGUUUUUUUUACAUUUUCCCCCUAACAGAUAUAUUUUACAGUUGAAUUGUACAUGAUGCAUGCCAAAUUGAAGGUGAGAAAAGUUUUGAAAUUAAUUAUUUCAAUUCUUACAUUGCGAAAACCUGACAUUACCAAGGCUAUGCAUACCUUCCAGAUCCACUGUAAAGUUGCCGUAGCCCCAGUUAUUUGACUCAGACCCAGUGCUCUGCAAGUCAAAAUGUACAAAAUGUGGACCUGCUUCUUAGCCAUCACUUGAAAUAUUUUAGUUAAAAAAAGACUGUAGUUGGGGGUUCUCAUAGAGCUUAUGAAAACUAAAUACAGUAUAAUCAGUGUAAGCUGUAGUUGGUCUACUCACCUUUUGAGUACAUUUUCAUAUAUUUUAAUACAAUCUCUCAAGGUGAAAUACAGCCUUUAGAGUAGAAACCGGUAUGCCAUCAUGAGAUGAAUAUUUAAAGAACUGAACUCGUAGAGUGUCCUGCUCAUGUUAACCAAUAGCUGGAUUAGUUAUUUAGCUAGAAAAAAAACAAUAAUACCUGAAGAAAUGAUGGAAAAUUUACUCUGGCAUCUGCACCUCUGUAGUUCUGUGUGGGCUUUAAGGAGUCUGUUGCUCUGUUACAUAAUUGCAUGAAAGGUGCUAACACUGCUCCCAAAUCAGAUGCAUAUCUGCCUGAAACAGUCACCUUCUAGAUUUCCGUCAUUGAGGUUUAAAGCAUGAAUCCUAGUUUUCCUCAUGUAUGCACGGAUAUGUCGCUCGUUGUUUAGGGAACAUUUUUCCCGUCAUCCAUAUAGAGUUAAAGCAGGUUUAUUUACUCUGUAUAUCUGUUUGCUUUCAUCUGCCUGACGCAACCACACCCUGUAUGCACUGGAAAAGUUUUCAUUACCAAAACGUUCAGCAUUUAACCCGCGCUACUGUAACCACUGCCACCUGAAACACCGUUCAGGCUUUGAGCUCAGAUCUGUUACAUAUCUCAAUGUCUCUGAUUACACAGCAGAUCCAGUGUGGACGACUGGAGCAGCUGCUGUUCUGGUGCUGGUUUCUGGUGUAGACAGAGUAUCUGUGUUGUCUCAGUAGUAGCUUCUCAACGAUGAGGAACUUUAUUGUAUAUAAAAAGCUGUAACUGAAGCCUGCAUAUUUACAUGCAUGUCUGCAUUAUGUUUCCCCUAUAAAUGCGCAGUGAACUCUUUGUUUAUACACAGAACAAAGUGCUUUAACAGCUUCUUUACAUUAACUGAUACUAUCGUUUAAUGAUAUAAAUCAGCAGGCAUCAUUCACAUUUUUCUGAUCCGAUCCACAUUUAAGGACUUAUAAUUAAUUAAAAACAGUUGCAUUAAAAACCUUUGAAACCAGAACAAAAGCACUUCUGUCUUAUGAACACAGUUUCUAUAAUUUGUACAUAAAUUUCUACAUUUUUACUUGACCAGAUUUUAAAAACAUGUAUCCAGAUUCUUACAAAAAAACAAGAAGACCUGUCAUUUUGUCAACAACCAAAGUUUGUGUGUGUGUUGCGUGGAUACAUCCAACUUCUCAGGCUUUGAAAUGGUCAUUGAAUGUCAUGUUAGGAUUUCACAUGUCUGUUCUGUUUACGCUGUGUUUUACUUAGAUGAACUCGAUUGGUUCUCUGGAGCUCUUUGAAGGGCUGACAGCUUUUUAAUUACAUGUAAUCACGCUGUAAAUAUUUUACUGACUUGUGCCAAAAUUAGGUUUUUGAAAGUUUAAAAGUCUGAGAGCUUUAUACGUGAUACUGGAACAUCUUUGUGUAUACCUGAUGUGCUAAUUUAUGAUCUCUGCCGCUAUUAAAGGGGAUUUAAGGUGUA